ACGAUGAAGACCCGCUUUAUUAAUUCAUCUAAGUAGCUGCAGUAGGUUAGGGAAUUCCAAAUUUUACUGCCGGCUUUAACACUUAACUGUUGGUUUAUUUUGACCAGAGGAUCGUUACAAUUAGCUGCUAUAUACGCGUAUUUCAUUAAAUUCAUGUGUUUUAAUUUGUGAGCAAAUUUUAAUGAACGAUUUUUUUCCCGUUUCGAUUUCUCAGUAGCUUAUGGAGUGUGGCUGUGUAAUUAAUUAUUUUCGUGAUCAUUUAUUCGGUAUAUUAUUCAAUAUGAGAACGUUUAUUUUGUUGUUCGUUUGUUCGGUCAUCAUCUCCGUGAAUUUUGGAACCUGUGUAGAUGAAAAAGAAUGGGAUUCGUUCAAGAAGGAAUAUAACAAACUUUAUGCCAAUACUGUGAUCGAAGUACUGCGUAAAAACAUAUUUAAUAUUAACGCCGAAAUGAUAAAAAAACACAAUGAAAAAUUUAAUAAAGGCGAAGUUACAUUUAAAAUGGGGAUGAACGAGUUUGGUGAUUUGAAUCAUAAUGAAUUUUUGCAACGAUUCAGUAUUAAAGAAAGUCAUUUCAAUGGAACGAUGAGGAGGGCAAAAAAUAUUGCAGAUGGUUUUAAAGUUGAGGAUCCGUCAAUAUGUCAAUGUAAUUUUUCCGAAGUGAUGAGUACUGUGCACAAUCAGAAGGAUUGUAGAAUCGGAUGGGCAUAUAGCAUGACCGAUGCUAUUGCUGGCAGAUACUAUAUGCAUAAAAAACGCCAAAAAACGUGUCCUCCUUUGAGCGUACAAUAUCUCGUAGGCUGUUCUAUGAGCAUGGGUAAUUAUGGUUGUGAAAGCGGCGAGGCUAAAAACGCGUGUGACUUGAUAAAAUUGAAUCGAAGGAUGCCUGAGAAAAGUUCCUACACGAAUGAUAAUUGUUCAAUGUCUGCGAUGAAAAACACUGUUUUUCUCAACAUCACUCGCUGUCAGAUAGAGACACUGGAUGAGAACGUAUCUAAGCUGGUGACGAAUCUUCGUAAAAAUGGUCCUAUGUCUGCCUCUAUCAGUGCAGAACAUCCUAGUUUUCAGUUUGCCAAAGAAGGUAUUUAUUACGAAGACGAUUGCGACAAGACACCAAAUCAUGAAGUUUUGUUGGUUGGUUAUAAUGGAACUGACCAAAAAAAUGCUUAUUGGAUAGUGAAAAAUUCCUUCGGAACUUCGUGGGGUGAGAAUGGUUUUCUUAAAAUUUCUACUAAGGCAGCUAAAAAUAAUUGUAGAGCUGUAAGCAAAGUGGUUUAUCCAGUAUUUUCGAAUUUUCAAACCUGAAUAUUUUUUUUUGUUUCUUCUUUCGUAAAACGUAUUUUUGUUUUUGUUAUUUUAUUAUUGUUUUUUUUUAUGUUUCUUUUAAUUUCUAUUUUCUUUGACUGUCACCUUAUAUUUUGAACUAUUUUAAUGAUAUUUCAUUUCACUUCUUUGCCUCGUAGAUGAAAUGAAAAAUAAGUCUAUUUUUAAGUGUUCUCUUUUAACAUAGAAUACUUACUUGAGUAUUUGUUUUUCUUAAAGUACAUUUUUCUUAGUUUUGUUAACUAAGUGGUGUUAAUUGUCCUUUAGUUAUUAGGUAUAAUUUUUUACAAUUUUGUGUUUUGUAUUAUCGAUGUAUUCUUAGUUUAAUUUAAUCUAAUGAGACUUGCACUUGACCAGUUUUUAAUUAAGUACCUGAUGUUUCUAAACUACCUACCUACAACCACAACGUAGAUAAUUUUACAAUCUACUCAAAAAAAUCAGAAAAAAUUUGAUAUUUCUUUUUACUUACUUACCUAAAUACAAUUUUAAUCAUUCGUGGGGAAAAUAAAAUCUAUCAAAGGGCUAUGCUGAAAUAAGAUUCUAAGUGCGAGAAUUUUGUAUUUUUAUUAUGAAAUACUGGCUCAUAUUCUGGUUAAAAUUUAAAAAAAAAUCAAAUUUGAGUUCCUGCUUUUUUUGUGCAAUUGAGUAGGUAUACUCGGGUGCUUUCAAAAAAGGGCAGAUAAUUUACUUUGAUAGCGAAUGAUUGAUUGGUUGCUCGGGAUUUUUAUUGUACUCUCUUUGUCUGCCUUUUUGAUUUUAUUAUCGUUUAAAUGUGUAUUCCUAUCCUACCUCAAUAUAUUGUAUUAUGUACCUCUUAUGAUCUCUGUCUACGUACCUGUUUAUUUGCUCAUAUUUUCUUCUUUUUUUAUUACUAUUAUUUAAGUGUGUAUAUAUUUUGUGUCAGAGUGUUGAAAGAGACCUCAUUUGACCUUCGAGUUUGGGGGGGGCGGUUCGGAUUUAUUUAAAUUUAUGCAUAUUAUACAGUUUAAAAACAUGUAAUGUAUGUACGAGUACGAGAAAUAAAAGUCUGUUUAUCUA
Molecule: messenger RNA, 2359 nt
Organism: Planococcus citri (citrus mealybug)
Lineage: Eukaryota; Metazoa; Arthropoda; Insecta; Hemiptera; Pseudococcidae
Product: digestive cysteine proteinase 3-like
Exons: 6
Coding region: 221-1303 (360 amino acids)
Biological process (GO): positive regulation of peptidase activity; positive regulation of apoptotic signaling pathway; immune response
Cellular component (GO): lysosome
Molecular function (GO): cysteine-type endopeptidase activity; cysteine-type endopeptidase activator activity involved in apoptotic process
Source: RefSeq, a predicted model, not a curated record